ACAUUAAUAUAUACACAACUUGCAGAAUUCGAUUGUUUGUUCGCAAGUUACACGAGUGUGAAAUAUUUUAUUCCUGAAAAUUCCUAACCUGUGAGUCCUAACCUUGUCUAUGCUGAUCAUCGCUCUCUCAAGUAGAAAAUAAAAUGUUACGCUGUUCGUUCACUAAUGAUGCCACACAAUCAUUCUGGAAAGGGAUAUUAUUGAUAGGACCGAUUUGGAUCCUGAUGAGUAUUUCUUUCCCAAAGAGAGCCUACAGGAAGCUAAAAAUAUGAAUCACAAUCACUCGUACUACUAGUAUAUACGUGAACAAAAUGAUUGCAAGAUUAUUCCAAAAUGCUUACGACGGAGGACAUGUACAUAUAUAUUUCAUAAGAUUGCGCUUUAGGAAGUAAACGUACACGCACAAACGUGCAAUGUACACUCCGAGCACGAAGAUUUUUUGGUUUGCGAUCGUCAGUAGACUCGCAAUCUUAAUGUUGCAAGUUAUUUUUAAUGCGUUAACUCCUGAUCAUCAUGCAGACGCGUUCAGAAGAGUUUUGGAUCCCAUGGAAAAAGUCUCCCUUUGGGAUCGAAUAAUUCUUUUCUCAUUUAACGGUUUCACACGCUGGGAUGGAGAAUACUUUUUACAUGUUGCGAGAUAUGGGUACACCUACGAGAAUACUCUUGCUUUUUAUCCAUUAUAUCCGGCCACAAUUCAUAUUCUUGCUGGUAUCUUGUCAAGGGUACUCCCUGCAUUGAACGUUCAAAGUACGAUGAUCGUUGCCGCGGUGCUCAUUAAUUUCGUAUGUUUUGUAAAAUCAGCUGUUACCUUUUAUCAUCUCACCGAAUAUGUAUUUCGAGAUGUCACGACAGCGUAUAAAGCAGCAUUGCUUUAUUGUAUAAACCCGGCUAGUAUAUUCUUCUCAGCUGUGUACGCGGAAUCCAUGUUCGCGUAUUUAACAUUUUACACCGUACUCGCAAGCAUGAAACGCACGUCUAUCCUACACUUUUCCUUCCCAUUGGCUCUGUCAACCUUGGCAAGAUCAAAUGGCCUCGUUAAUAUCGGUUUCCCCGUAUAUUUCGGCUUGAAACAUUUAUGCGAUCUUGCGUCGGCGAAGGGAGAGAAAUGUCGACGAAAACCUAGUGUACAAUUAGUUUUACAUAUUUUGAAACUGAUUACAUUAAGGAAUUGUUUCGACGUAUUGAGCGCGAUAAUUAUAUCGAUAUUUCCAUUUCUUCUUCUGCAAGUAUACAUCUAUGUAAAAUUUUGCGCUUCCACCCUCGAUAAAUCAUUACUGCCAAGUCACGUUUUACAAUACGCUAUGGAGAACAAUCUAAUUCUGCCAGGCGCGAAGGACUCGGAAUGGUGUAAUGCCAGUAUGCCUUUGGCAUACUCGUACGUCCAAAAGACGUAUUGGAACGUCGGGUUUCUACGGUAUUACCAGCUCAAACAGAUACCCAACUUUAUAUUAGCAUUUCCAAUUUUGUAUAUUAUGUUGCGAUACGUGAAGGAAUUCGUUUCGGAAUAUAGGAGUGAAUUGUUUUUGUUAGGAUUUUUCGAUAGUGAGGCAAGAAGUGAAAGUUCUACUAAAAUGAAGAAAUACCCAUUGAAUAUGUUCGUCUUUGUGAUACAUGGGUUAUUUUUGACUAUAUUUUGCUUAUUGUUUGUGCACAUACAAGUUAGUACACGUUUAUUAACUUCUGCAAGCCCUUUAAUAUAUUGGUAUUGUGCCUCGGCGAUGUCUCAUGAGUGUAUCGACCAUUCCAAUCGACAAUACGAAAUCAGAGAAAAUAUGUAUUCUAAGUGGAAAGUAUUUUUUUUAUCGCAGGAACGAUAUACGUUGCGGGAUAAGCUUGUGCUGUUUUAUUUUGUAGGAUAUGCAAUUGUAGGAUGUUUUAUGUUUUCAAAUUUCUUGCCGUGGACUUAAUAUUGUGUUCCUACGUUAUGCUCGCCUUUUGUGUGCUCCGCGUUGAAAGAAAUUUAGAGUUACACCGUCCUUUAUCCAAAGAACUAGUUUUAAUAACGAAUACUUGUUACAAAGAGCAUUUGUUAUGCAGACAGCAUAUGAUGAGAGAGAAAUAAAUUUCAAACUCCAACUGUAAAAGAAAAAAAAAGAAUACAUAUGCGCAAUUAUAAAAACGUGCAUUCAUCAUAAAAAAAAAAACGAAAGAAAUAUAAUUUAACAACAAAUUAUAAUGACAACGAAUUGCCUAUCGGACAUAUUAUGUUAUAUUGUACGUGUAUGUAUACUUUUAUUGUAACUGUAAAUAUACUUUUAAAUAAUU
Messenger RNA from Ooceraea biroi (clonal raider ant), 2265 nucleotides. RefSeq names its product phosphatidylinositol glycan anchor biosynthesis class V (gene PIG-V). NCBI's taxonomy places the organism in Eukaryota, Metazoa, Arthropoda, Insecta, Hymenoptera, Formicidae. Gene Ontology annotation, molecular function: alpha-1,6-mannosyltransferase activity; GPI mannosyltransferase activity. Gene Ontology annotation, cellular component: endoplasmic reticulum membrane; mannosyltransferase complex. The record is from RefSeq and is a predicted model, not a curated record. Gene Ontology annotation, biological process: GPI anchor biosynthetic process.